Messenger RNA from Argentina anserina (silverweed cinquefoil), 1435 nucleotides. Its product is annotated as transcription repressor OFP4. The record is from RefSeq and is a predicted model, not a curated record. Gene Ontology annotation, molecular function: DNA binding. The coding region runs from base 182 to 1378 and encodes 398 amino acids. NCBI's taxonomy places the organism in Eukaryota, Viridiplantae, Streptophyta, Magnoliopsida, Rosales, Rosaceae. Gene Ontology annotation, biological process: negative regulation of DNA-templated transcription. The transcript has a single exon.
UUGGUGAGUUGACUACUAUGUCCAGAAAACACACAAAAAGCUUAAAGCCCCUCUCUCUUUGUUUAUUCAUCUUCCUUCAACCACAGCAGAGUGGUAGGUUGCUAAAGUCUCUAUCUUUCUCCAGAAAAACCAGCGAGGGACUGAAAGAGAGAGAAUAGGGUGUUGUUUUUGAGGGUUGGUGAUGGGUAAAUACAAGUUUAGAUUAUCUGAUAUGAUUCCCAAUGCCUGGUUUUACAAGCUCAAAGACAUGAGCAAACCCAGAAAGAACCAGAGCAGCAAUUCUCAUCAUAAGAAGAAAAACCAACCACCAACACCCACAUUUUCAUCUUCAGCAAAGCCAACAAGCCCAGCAAAGCCAAAGCAGGUGACCUAUCACCACCACCAUUGUCCUCAAUCAAGAAAGUCGUACUACUUCACCAGGGAGCUGAAUAACACCACAGGUGAGAACAGACCACUCUGCAACACCCCCAUAAACCCAACAGAAGUCGCCGACACCAGUUUGCCUCAUGAGCCGACUAGAAAAUCGUCCAGACAGAAACCAAGGAAGAGUCGAAUUGCAACAAGCAAACCCUCCUCCGAUUCGAAGCUUGCCACGUCGACCACCUCCUCUGUUUCAGCCGGGGGGCGGGCCUCCAUUGAAUCCGUCUGGACAAAAUCGGAUUCCCCACCGGAGGAGCAGCUCUGGUCUUCUUCGUCUCUUGACAGCUCCGAGCUUGAGUUUCAUCACCCUGAGCCUCUUGAAUUCCGAUGUGACCGUGUUCUUGCUACAGAGACAGAUGGUAUGAUAUCAAUGACGAAUUCUUAUGAGAAAGACAUUAUCAUUGACGUGGGCGACUCAGCUGAGAAGAACUUUGAUUCGUUCUCCGAGCUUCAGCUUCCUCGGAUUAUAACCAAGCCGGAAAACUUCAGUGAAAUAGUGAGUGAGACCAAGAAGAAGAAGAAAGAUAACGCGGAGCAGCCAAUCAAGUCAAGAAAAAGCUCGCAUGGAUCAGAGAACAAUAAAGACCAUCGUGCAAGUUCUGAUAAACGAGUAUGUUCGAGCACACCGGGAAUUAAGCUUCGUGCUAACUCUCCGAGGAUCGCAAACCGGAAACUGAACCAGGCACAAGUGGCACGCCGGAGUGUGUCGUCGAAUUCGAGCUCAAAAAGAAGGAGUCUUUCGGAAAGCUUUGCAAUUGUGAAGUCCUCAUUUGAUCCUCAAAGGGAUUUCAGGGAGUCAAUGAUAGAGAUGAUCAUGGAGAACAACAUCAAGGCAUCAAAGGACUUGGAAGAUCUUCUUGCAUGUUAUCUAUCUUUGAAUGCAGAUGAAUACCAUGAGCUCAUCAUCAAGGUCUUCAAGCAAAUCUGGUUUGAUCUCACUGACAUCCGGUCAAAGUAAAUCUAAAUUAUGUUGCAUCAAAAUGGAUGAAUGUACAUCAAUCUUUUCUAAUAUGUC